Messenger RNA from Alternaria alternata, 498 nucleotides. RefSeq lists its product as hypothetical. NCBI's taxonomy places the organism in Eukaryota, Fungi, Ascomycota, Dothideomycetes, Pleosporales, Pleosporaceae. The transcript has 2 exons. The annotation marks the transcript as partial. The record is from RefSeq and is a predicted model, not a curated record.
GUCAUAAUCAAUCUGUUCAUUCAUAUGCUGGCAUGUUUAUCUGAACUCACCCUACGUAUUCCUGUUUUAGUCUACCCACAACCACCUUCCCGAGAAGCCGCUCACUUUGUACCUUGCGAUCGUGUCAACUUCUCCAUCUCUGUUACAAUAACAUCCUCGCCCACUUGGAGAUUCUCUGGAAAGGCAGCCGGUUUGAACCUCGAAGCGAGGCCCUCGGAUGAGUGAUGAGGUUGAAUAGGACUGAAAUCUCAAAGAUUCCAAAAGCAGCUGAAUGCACGUAUUCUUCUAGACGCCGCGGCUGCUACUCCAUCUUCUUCCGUAUUUUAAGCCUCAAAUGUAGCUGGAUUGAAAGUCGGAUUACAGCGCCCCAUGUACUUGGGUGUUUGACGAGACAAAGCCCAUCAGCCGCAACAUUGUAUAGAGGAAAAGUUGACUUCCCCGUCAUAAACCUAUCGCGCUUGGUAUACUGACGCGAUACGUGAAGAGUAGAGAUGAUCG